GAGAGGAGGGUUAGAAGGUUGAGGGAGUUUUAUUCGGGGGAGGAUGUGCCGGAGGGUUUACUUGAGGCUGAGGAGAGGAGGGUUUAUGAGAGGUUGUUUGGGGGGUUGAGGAGGUUGGAGGUUAGGGAUGAGGAGGAUGAUUUGGAUGAGGGGGGUGGUGGGACGGGGGUUUUGAGGGAGAGGAGGGAUGGGGAGCUCGAGGAGGUGGAGUUUGAUGAGGAGGAGGAGGAGGGUGUGGGGUUGGAAGAGGAGGAUAGUUUUCUUGGACAGAGUAGGAGGUUACAUCCUGAUGAGAGGUUGGCGGUGGAUAUUGAGAGGGCGUUUUCUACGUCUCAUGUGGAGGAUGCGGAGCAAGAGCAAGAGGUUGUUCGAGAGGAAGACAGUCGUAUUGAAGACGAAGGAUACCAGCGAAGGCAUCCUUUGACGCUUGCGAAUCGAUUUGCGACAUACCCGACGACUCUCGAAUUACCCAAAUCUUCGAUGAUUGAACCUAUAUCUGCAAUGCUGGAGAAGAGAUCUCAAAGACAGCGAGCGACGCAGCUUGGUGAUGCUGCGCACAGGAUCUUUGGUGGACCUGGUAUGCCAUACUCUACUUCUACGCCGGUUCGCGGCAAGACAAUGCAGCAGAAAGCUAUCACGCUAGACGCUGGCAUGAAUCAGAUGAGCGAUAUCGAAGGCGACGUAUACAUGAGCACGCUCCUGCCUGGGAUUUACUCAAGCGUGAUGGGCGCGCUUGUCGAAACUAGAAAGAGACUGGGGACUGCUUGGGCGGAAUCACUGGUUAAGAAAGCGCAGAGCGGAGAACUGAGAAUCCUUGAUGCUGGCGGUGCUGGUGCCGGUGUGCUUGCAGUUCGAGAAAUUAUAAGAGCGGAGUGGGAGAGAAUGCAUCAAGACAAGACAUCGCCGGACGGUCUGGUCGCACCACUUGGGCAAGCCACUGUUCUUACGAGCAGUGAUACCCUGAGGAAUCGCGCGAGCAAACUGCUCCAGAGCACGACGUUUGUGCCUCGAUUGCCAGACUACCUUCACGCGGAGAUUGGUGCUCAAGGCAAGUUCGAUCUUGUUAUCGCACCUCAUACACUCUGGCCGCUGAGAGAAGACUUUUUGAGGAAGACGCAGGUUCAGAAUUUGUGGUCUCUGCUGUCGAACACUGGCGGCGUGCUGGUCAUGCUCGAGAAAGGUGUGGCGAGAGGAUUUGAGAUGAUUGCCGGAGCACGAGAUUUGCUUUUAGACACCACAAUUGCCUCGCCUGGCAGCACAGAACGGGCGAUGGGCAUGGAAGAGCCCAUCGAAUGGCAGAAGAAUGCGGAAGGGGAAGAAGUUGCCGAAGGGGAAGAUGCUCCUGCAGAUCUCAUGUCUAUGCCCAAGGAGACCGGCAUGAUCAUUGCACCGUGCACAAAUCAUGAAGGUUGCCCGUUGUACGCCAGAAAGGGCAUGGUCAAAGGUCGACGUGAGAUCUGCGCCUUCCCACAGCGUUAUUAUCGACCCGACUUCCUGCAACAGAUCUGGGGCGCCAAAGGCAAGAACUAUGAAGAUGUCGAAUUCAGCUACCUGUCCGUGAUGCGGGGCAAAGAUCUUCGAGCUCCUGUCGAGACUGAGGAUAUUCAAGAACCCUCUGGCUUCACGCAAGACCAAGCUGCCACCGCCCGCGCCUUCCGCGGCUACGAAUCUUCCGCCCCCGGAAAGCCACUCCCCAACUCCCUCACCCUCCCCCGCGCCAUCUUCCCACCUCUCAAACGCCAAGGCCACGUCAUCAUCGACCUCUGCACACCCUCCGGCACGCUCGAACGCUGGACCGUGCCGCGCAGCUUCAGCAAACAAGCCUUCCGCGACGCUCGCAAAGCCAACUGGGGCGACCUCUGGGCUCUGGGCGCCAAAACCAGAAUUCCUAGAAACAUCAAA
Messenger RNA from Pseudocercospora fijiensis CIRAD86, 1902 nucleotides. RefSeq lists its product as uncharacterized. The annotation marks the transcript as partial. Gene Ontology annotation, biological process: translation. Gene Ontology annotation, molecular function: structural constituent of ribosome; methyltransferase activity. Lineage: Eukaryota; Fungi; Ascomycota; Dothideomycetes; Mycosphaerellales; Mycosphaerellaceae. The record is from RefSeq and is a predicted model, not a curated record. The transcript is spliced from 2 exons. Gene Ontology annotation, cellular component: mitochondrial small ribosomal subunit.